GCUACACUAACCUUUCAACGUGAGUAACUUGGCAGGGAAGCAAGCCAGGCAGCAAGCCAGGAAGCUGUCAGGGUGGUAGAAGCGCUUACCAGGAAUUGUGCCUUCCUAACCCCCCAGAGGUGUUGUGGAGAGGGAAUGAGUACCGAACUGGAGACCCCGAGAGCCUGCCGUCGAAGGGGGUGGGGUGGGCGACUAGAGAACGCUGAUUUUUCUCUUCCCUUUCAGGGAAGCUCUGAGCUGGACCAGCAGGGUUUCUGUCCUUUGACAAUCUUGUUUGUGAAGAUGGAAAGCUUAGUAUCUCUGGAGUCAAGGUUUUACUUGAGAUAACUGAAACCUCGUGUCUUAAGAAACUGGUUUUCAGAUCAACCUGCCUUAAGUGUGCCAGGCAGUGGGAAACAAAGUUUCCCCGGCAAGAACAUCCCCCAAGAUGGCAGAGGAGAGCAGCAGUACCAGGGACUGCGUGUCCUUCAGCGUGCUCACCUGGGACCAGGUGAGCCGGCUGCAUGAGGUCCUGACCGAGGUCGUACCCAUCCACGGACGAGGCAACUUCCCCACCUUGGAGAUCACGCUGAAGGACAUUGUGCAGACCGUCCGCGGCCGGCUGGAGGAGGCGGGCAUCAAGGUGCAGGACAUCCGGCUGAACGGCUCAGCGGCCGGCCAUGUCUUGGUCAAAGACAACGGGUUGGGUUGCAAAGACCUGGACCUCAUCUUUCACGUGGCUCUUCCCACAGAGGCCGAGUUUCAACUGGUCAGGGAUGUGGUUCUGUGCUCCCUCCUGAACUUCCUGCCAGAGGGCGUGAACAAGCUCAAGAUCAGCCCGGUCACUCUGAAGGAGGCAUACGUCCAGAAGCUGGUGAAGGUGUGCACGGACACUGACCGCUGGAGCCUCAUCUCCCUCUCCAACAAGAACGGGCGGAACGUGGAGCUGAAAUUCGUGGACUCCAUCCGGCGUCAGUUCGAGUUCAGCGUGGACUCUUUCCAGAUCAUCCUGGACUCCCUGCUCUUCUUCUACGACUGCUCCAGCCACCCCCUCUCCGAGCACCUGCACCCCACGGUCAUUGGGGAGAGCGUGUACGGGGACUUUGAGGAAGCCUUGGACCACCUGCAGAACAGACUCAUCGCCACCAAGAACCCCGAGGAGAUCCGGGGCGGGGGGCUGCUCAAGUACAGCAACCUCCUGGUGCGGGACUUCAGGCCCACCGACCAGGAGGAGAUCAAGACCCUGGAGCGCUACAUGUGCUCCCGGUUCUUCAUCGACUUCCCCGACAUCCUCGAGCAGCAGCGGAAGCUGGAGACCUACCUGCAGAACCACUUCGCCGAGGAGGAGAGGAGCAAGUACGACUACCUCAUGACCCUGCGCCGGGUGGUGAACGAGAGCACCGUGUGCCUCAUGGGCCACGAGCGCAGGCAGACCCUGAACCUCAUCUCCCUGCUGGCCCUGCGCGUGCUGGCUGAGCAGAACAUCAUCCCCAACACCACCACCGUCACCUGCUACUACCAGCCCGCCCCAUACGUCAGCGAUGGCAACUUCAACAACUACUACAUAGCCCACCCUCCUGUCACCUACAGCCAGCCCUACCCCACCUGGCUGCCCUGUAACUAACCUUGAGACCCGAGGGUUUCCACAGGGGGAGCCCCCGUAGGGCGAGGGCUCUCAGGUAGGGGAGCCUCCUUCUAGAUGUAGGUGUUUGGCUUUUAAAGGGGAACUCAGCUCUGAUUCUGCCUUUUUUUUUUUUUUUCUUUGUGUGCCCAUUGGAAUGGGUCUCCAGUAUAUCAUGAGCCAACCCUAAAGGGACCUGUUAUUCCAGUGCCACUUUAGAAAAUGCUAUAGGAAAUGUGACCGAUCCACAUCUUUCUAAGAUAGACACUCACAUGCUGUGUCCCAAACAUCGGCACAGGGGCGUCUGAGCUCCGUGUGGUCAUUGAGAUUGGGAGACACGUGGACAGUGUAGAAGUCUUCAGCUGUUGGGCUUCUCAUCGGAGCCUAGGGUCGGUGAUGUCGGCCCUUACUUGGAAUCCUCAGCACUUACGUGAAAGUUGUGUGGAUGGUCUAUUUUCUUGUGUCAGUCUUAGAAAGAAAAAGGUAAACUCAGUGAGGGUGCUCUUGUGGCUUAAUUUUUGUUCAAGGGAGUAAAUCGCUUAUGUUUAUUCUCUGCCAACAGAGCUGAGGAUUUCUCUCCUCAAUAAACCAAAGCCAAUAGCUGGAGAACUGCAGUCUGGUUGGAAGUGGUUUAUGGUUUAGAUGCUGUGCUAUCACAAGGAAUUAUGAGAUAUUGCUAAGAGAAAAAAAAAAAAAAGACCUUUUCUUGAAAUGUAACUUGAAAACAAAAUAAAAUGUGCAACAUAAUGUUAAGUAGAACUGGGGGGGGGGGGGGGGAUGUACAUAGGAAACGUGGAUGUUCAGUUUUUCUUUUCUUUAAAGUGAGGAAUUGUUAAUUGAAUGACACUCCUCCCCCCCGCCCCCCAUCAGCUCACCACUUUCGUUUUGCUCUGCCCAAGACUGAGGAUUGUGCUGAUUCCAGAGUCAUUGCAGUAACUGACGUGCGGGUCUUCCCAUGUUUUAAUCAGAAACCCAUUUUGGUCACACUCCAAGUAUGACUGGCUGUUUUUUCCAGAGUACUUUGGCUGAUUUUUGUCUUUGUUUUUUCAAAAAUAGUGGUUUCCUUCUCUAGGCUUUUUGGACAGCAGAAAAGAAUCCAGGAAUUUCAGUAGAUCGAGUGGCCUGUGGAAUGGUCCGUGCUUGUGGGCAGAGUUCUCUGGUUUAAGAUUGCUUCAGAUUCACACCUGCUGUCCCUGUGCUGUGUGAGAGGUGGACGCUUCCUCCAUCAGUGGGGCCUUGUGUGCAUCUGAGCCCCCGAGGCACCCUCAAGAGAAUUACUUCUGUGAUGGGGGAAGAAUUGAGAGAAUGAAGAACAAUCUUCCUUACCCUGGUAGAUGGACCAUACUUGUUUAUACUCUGCACUUUAGAAGGAAAACAGUGUUAACCUCUAGUCUGAAGCAAGCUUAGCAAAUGGGAGAGGUCUAGGCUACUGUUGCUUUCCUCGUAGAUUUAGAUAAGGGACUUUGUGUUUUGAAAUUUUUUGUGGGAUCUCUUAGAAAGCAUCACUUUAGGGUAUCAAGGGCAAAGAAACUGCAUAUUGCCAGCCAGCUUGGCUUCUUGAGUGAUUUAAUCAAAUCCAUGCUCCUGAUUUUUACUUUCUCCUGUGGCCAUAAAAAUCCCAAGCCCUGAGUGAUUGCCUUCUCCUUGCUUGAAACAAUGAAGUUAUCUUAAUGCUUAGUAGAAAAGGAGUGGUUUACCUUUUUCUAAAGAUUACAUUUUCAGGUGUUUUUCUGGAAUAUGAUGUCUUGGUCCUCUUGAAAGCAGAUCGGGCAUGACUGAAACCCAGGGCUUAGUUGGUAUCCAUGUUGUGGACUAGGUGACUAGAAGCCACUUCUUAGUGUAACAGCUCCAGUUUCCCUGUGAGCCAGUAGUUAUAUUUGAAUUCACUGGCUUUGAGUCAAGGCUGGUUCUA
Messenger RNA from Hippopotamus amphibius kiboko, 3512 nucleotides. RefSeq names its product terminal nucleotidyltransferase 5C (gene TENT5C). The transcript is spliced from 3 exons. The record is from RefSeq and is a predicted model, not a curated record. Lineage: Eukaryota; Metazoa; Chordata; Mammalia; Artiodactyla; Hippopotamidae. Gene Ontology annotation, biological process: mRNA stabilization. Bases 428 to 1603 code for a protein of 391 amino acids. Gene Ontology annotation, molecular function: poly(A) RNA polymerase activity; RNA binding.